This is a messenger RNA of Acanthamoeba castellanii str. Neff, 411 nucleotides long. RefSeq lists its product as uncharacterized. NCBI's taxonomy places the organism in Eukaryota, Discosea, Longamoebia, Acanthamoebidae. The coding region runs from base 1 to 411 and encodes 136 amino acids. The record is from RefSeq and is a predicted model, not a curated record. The transcript is spliced from 3 exons.
AUGAUCGUCCUGGCCGAGAAGUUCUGGAGCGGGCAAAUACGCUUUCUCAACGAUGCGGUCAGCAGCUUACCAGUCCCGCGGAUAAACGAUGUGAAGGCCGCAUACGGAAGCUAUCUUGAUGCCUUCCUACGGGUCGUUAGUAGCUCUAAGCCCGUUGAAACACUCGAGCUUCGGCUUCCGCCCUUGUGGAAUGAAACGCCUCGCGGAUUGUCGAGCUCGCUUAUGCAGCCGCCAGCGGUGCAUACUCUCCACAAUAUCACGCUCAACUCUCGACCGUGGGAAGAGUUUUCGCUUGAGAUAGCAUCAGUGAGGCAAGAGGAAGAGCCGGAGCCCAUUACGAACCUCAUCUUUUUGGAUGACGAGGUCUUCUCCAACUUCGGAGAGGUAAUCGACACCACUGAUGCGUCAUGA